This is a messenger RNA of Saccharomyces paradoxus, 744 nucleotides long. It is a transcript of the gene RSM7, whose product is annotated as mitochondrial 37S ribosomal protein uS7m. Gene Ontology annotation, biological process: ribosomal small subunit assembly; translation. The transcript has a single exon. Gene Ontology annotation, molecular function: mRNA binding; structural constituent of ribosome; rRNA binding. NCBI's taxonomy places the organism in Eukaryota, Fungi, Ascomycota, Saccharomycetes, Saccharomycetales, Saccharomycetaceae. The coding region runs from base 1 to 744 and encodes 247 amino acids. Gene Ontology annotation, cellular component: ribosome. The record is from RefSeq and is a predicted model, not a curated record.
AUGCUGCAUUCUGCGAGGAGGUAUAUGCUAUUCAGGCCACGUCUCCUGUGCCAGAGCGGGCCGUGGGCUGCUCGUUUCCAGUCUUCAGUACGAACACCAGCUAGCGAACCGUUAGCAGAGAAUCAGGUCGAUGAAUGGCUUGAAGCGAUCAACGAGUUAAGAGAAGAGUUUUCUGCAAAGGAUUACCUACCAGAAACUUCGCUGGCUCCUCCGGGGCAGUCCAAAGUAGACCUCUUACAGGGUUCGCAGGCGGGCUCCAAGAUAAGGCCAACUGCAGAGCAGUUGGCACAAUGGGAGGCGCUGAAAUCCGUGCCUAUCCCUCCACGUAAGAACGCAACGCUGGAUCACAUCACAAACAUGAUCAUGCGCCACGGUAAGAAGGAAAAGGCCCAAUCCAUCCUGUCUAGGGCCCUGUAUUUAGUGUACUGCCAGACCCGGCAGGACCCCAUCCAGGCUUUGGAAAAAUCACUCGACGAGUUGGCUCCACUAAUGAUAACCAAGACAUUCAACACGGGUGUGGCCAAGGCUUCUGUUAUUCCUGUCCCUCUGAACAAGAGGCAAAGAAAUAGAAUCGCGUGGAACUGGAUCGUGCAGAGUGCAAACCAAAGGGUGUCGGGUGACUUUGCCGUGCGUUUGGGAGAGGAACUCACUGCCAUUACCAAGGGUACCUCGUCCGCCUUUGAAAAGAGGGACCAGAUCCACAAGACAUCCAUUGCUCACAGAGCAUACAUCCAAUUAAAGUAA